Nerophis ophidion (straightnose pipefish) is the source of this 4042-nucleotide messenger RNA. RefSeq names its product coronin, actin binding protein, 1Cb (gene coro1cb). The record is from RefSeq and is a predicted model, not a curated record. The transcript has 12 exons. Gene Ontology annotation, biological process: cell migration; actin filament organization. Lineage: Eukaryota; Metazoa; Chordata; Actinopteri; Syngnathiformes; Syngnathidae. Gene Ontology annotation, molecular function: actin filament binding. Bases 266 to 3343 code for a protein of 1025 amino acids.
UUACGUAUUGAAAUGGUGAAUUCGUAGUCAUGUUUUGGAUGCCAGACUUUGGACAUUUCUGGGUUAGAGAGAGAGAGAAAAAGUCUUAUUGAGUUACUGUCAUUAAGUCGUUGUGACGUCAGGAGGCUGCAGCUGACAUCUGAAGAACUUCUUCCACUAGCAGGAAAACAUCUUUCACUUCCACUUCAGCUUCUUUCCUGAUUCAAGCCGGCCUGAAAAGUCUGAGAAGAUCGUAGAGGACGUCUCAUCAACUCCACCACAAACUAUGGGCCAGAAGGUGGAGAAGAUGCAAGAUACAGACAAAGAGGAACCAUGGGAAGGUACGGCCGCUCCGGGACGUAUGGACCCCCAAAUUGAGCAGCCAAUCGCAGGUCUCGGUCAGAGGGAUCGACCUCUGAUAGUCGCAGGGGGUGGAGACGAGGAGAGACGGCCUGACACUGGAGCGACGGAGUACUCAAAGACCAGUCAGAUUUUGGAGAGAACCUAUCCUAGCAAGGACGGUAUUAAAAUUAUGGAUGAGGAGCAAGCUGGUAGACGUACGGUUGAUGCAAGAGUCUUGUGCGAGCUUCCCAACGAGGGGGACUGUCUAGUGCUGGAUGGGAACAAAACCAAAUCAUCCAUCAAAAAUAGAGCUGAGGAAGACACGACGCAACCAUCCAGGAAUUGCAUACCAGAGAACUUUGAAUUGACAGACAGCAGGUGUCCACAUUCCGCCAGUGACUUGCGAAACACAGCAAAGGAGGCGGACCUCUUGACGGUGACAACUAAUGAAUCAAAUUGUGAACGGAGUCACUUGGAAACUAUAGCAAUGCCGGAUUCAGGGUCUUAUGUACCAGAAACCCAAGAAGACAGGUUCACCGGUGCUGUCUCCAAUAGAGCAAACGAAGUGGCACACAGUUUGGGAACAACAAAACCCUUGAAAGACCAGGGACCUUGUCCAAAACCGCAACCGGAACAGGACAGUCGCAUUGAUUGCAAUGAAGACUGCGAUGGAAUGUCCCAUUUUGCACACUUGACAAAAGAGAGUGGUCCUGUACGCGUUUCUGCCGUCACCAUCCCUCCACCUUUAGCCAACUUUUUACCAGAAAAAGACGCAUUGACUGAACAAAUGGACCAGCCUCCGCCGACCAAAGUCAAAGGUCCACCUCCGCCUGUUCCGAAGAAACCCAAAAAUCCAUUUAUUAAGCUGAAGACCACUCAGUUGAGCUCCGGUGACGUGCAGAGACGAGUAAACCAGCGUUCUGAGGACAGAACCAGGAGGAGACGCACUGUGGAUUUUAACCGAUGCACAAAGAUGUCCAACCAGGACAUGUGUGCACUGUGGGACGAUAGAGGCACCUACACCAACAUACGACGCUUGUCCAUGGAACUCAGGCCUUGGGAAAACAUGUCACUGGAACACAUGGACGACGAGUACGGGGACUUGAUCAACUUUGAGUACUGUGCCCGUAUGGGAAAACUGUCCCCAGAUGAAGACCUCGUAGACUUGGACAUGUUGCAGAGGCGGGUGUUCCUGGAAAGAAGAAAUAUGUUCAAAACAGGACCGCCACCUGUCGCGACAAAGCGACCAAAUCCUUCCAUCCCUGCAGAGUCCGCGCAUGCAUCAGAUCAUGAGACUGAGCAACCAAAACCGGCUCUGAGAAGAGAGCCCCACACACGGGACAGCAUCAGAUCCAACCAAGAUCACUCCGAGAUCGCAUCCUUCAAGCCUGUGGCCGAGCUCGUCAAGGAGACCAUGAAGAGAAGUCAGGCUCACCGACUCAAGCCCGAAGGAGCCAAAACUCAAGUCCGGGUGGCAGAGCGUCAGAGUUCAAACAUCAACGUUUCUCAAAUAAAGAACGCCUUUGAUGUGCCAAAGAAAUCGAAAGAGAGACCACAAGAGCCUCAACCACUUCAAAAGAAAGACAUGUUGCGGCGAGUUGUGCGACAGAGCAAGUUUCGCCACGUCUUCGGCCAGGCGGUGAGGAACGACCAGUGCUACGACGACAUCCGCGUCUCCAGGGUGACAUGGGACAGCUCCUUCUGCGCCGUCAACCCCAAAUUUGUUGCCAUCAUCAUCGAGGCCAGCGGGGGCGGAGCCUUCCUUGUCCUUCCUUUACACAAGACCGGCCGCAUAGAUAAGGUCUGUCCUACAGUGUGUGGUCACACGGGUCCGGUGCUGGACAUCGACUGGUGUCCUCACAACGAUCUCGUCAUCGCCAGCGGCUCAGAGGACUGCACCGUUAUGGUUUGGCAGAUCCCCGACAAGGGUCUGGAGUCUUCCCUCUCAGAGGCGGUGGUGGUCUUGGAGGGCCACUCCAAGAGGGUGGGCAUUGUGUCUUGGCAUCCAACAGCGCGCAACGUGCUGCUCAGCGCAGGGUGCGACAACCAGAUCAUCAUCUGGAACGUUGGCUCGGGCGAGGCCAUGAUCAACCUGGAAGACAUGCAUCCCGACGUUAUCUUUAGUGUCAGCUGGAGCCGCAACGGCAGCCUCCUUUGCACCGCCUGCAAGGACAAAAAGGUCCGCGUCAUCGACCCCCGUAAAAAGAAGAUCGUGGUGGAGAAGGACAAAGCCCACGAGGGAGCCCGGCCAAUGAGAGCGAUCUUUUUAGCAGACGGAAAGAUUUUCACCACCGGAUUCAGCCGCAUGAGCGAGCGCCAGCUCGCGCUAUGGAAAGCUGACAACAUGGACGAGCCCAUUUGCGUCCAGGAAAUGGACUCCAGCAACGGCGUCCUGCUCCCCUUCUUUGACCCAGACACCAAUAUAGUCUACCUGUGCGGAAAGGGCGACAGCAGCAUUCGCUACUUCGAGAUCACGGACGAGGCGCCGUACGUCCACUACCUCAACACCUUCUCCACCAAGGAGCCCCAGAGGGGAAUGGGGUACAUGCCCAAACGUGGUCUGGAUGUCAACAAAUGUGAAAUUGCCAGGUUUUAUAAAUUACAAGAGAGAAAAUGCGAACCAAUCAUCAUGACAGUCCCGCGCAAGUCGGACCUCUUCCAGGACGACCUCUACCCGGACACGGCGGGCCCAGACCCCGCCCUGGAGGCGGAGGGGUGGUUCGCCGGCAAAAACGGGGGUCCCAUCCUGAUCUCGCUCAAGGACGGCUACGUCCCAACCAAGGGCCGCGAGCUGAAAGUGGUCAAGUCCAACGUCCUGGAGAACAAACCGGCCACAAAGGCGGAGAACGUCUCGAUCGUCCCGAAGCACGUCCCCCAUGCGCCCGCGCAGCAAUCGACGCAGAAGAUGGAGGACAAGCUGGAGGAGGUGCUCAGGGAGUUCAAGUCCCUACGGGACCGCGUCAUCCUUCAGGACCGUCGUAUCGCCAGACUUGAAGAGCAGGUUGCCAAGGUCGCCAUGUAAGUCGCAGACACCCCCUAAACCCCCCCCCCCUACCAGACCGAGAUUUCGGCGGCCAUGACUGCAGCGAAGGCCGGGUCUGCAUUCCAAGAUGAACAUUUCCUCCCCUCCCCCACACCCACUACCCCACUUUGUCUCCCUCCACCCCCUCACAGCCACCGCCAUGACACAGACAGAAAAAGGAAGUAUUUUUUAUUGAAAGAAAGUCUUACGUUAUUUUGUUUUUUUGUUCCAAGUUGUGCUGAAAGGUUGUACGUAGCAGCAGUAUUUCCUCUCAUCUUCUCUGUGUUGCCAAAUAUGGAUUGUGUGCAGUUUCAUGCACUGCUUUUGACUUUUCUGUCCUGUUGUACAUUCCAGGUCAAUUUUUUUUUAACGUGUUUUCAUCUCGCCCACCAGUUAGUUCUUUGCUAAAGAUCAGAUUUUAUGAAUGUGGAUCUUGUCAUCCUGUGGGCUUGAAAUGUUAACUUUCUUCAGAGCUGGGUGUUGUUGGCUUUGUAACGGUCGUAGUGGUGCCUGGUGUCACUGUUAAGGGUCAAACCAUGCAAGCCUCGCCCCGUCCGGUGCGUACUCGGUGCCGCCACGCGCACAGCUCGUCGACGGAAAGUUUUGUGCACAUAAUAAAGAUUUUACACUCAAAAACAAGCAUUUUUUCUUUUUGAAUACCACUAACUGCUGUCUUACUAUGAUGCACCUGUGAUAACC